AUGAACACAGUAGGAGGUACUUAGAGUUAAAUGUUGUCUUCCUAUUUUAAUGUAGCAAGACCCAACGAAUCACCAAGGUUGAAAACGAAUUCAGUAGGUGAUAGUAAAAAAGUUGAGAGCAGCAACAGCAUUAUAGGUCGUAGAAUAGAUUAUAAUAUGAAUGAUAACGUGUUUGACAACAGACAUUCCACUAAUAUUAAGAAAUUUCCACUUGUUAUAGAGACUGCAGAAAAGAGAAUAAACCGCUAGAAUUAGAACAAAUAUUAUGCUGGAUCAGUGAAAAAUUAAAUGGCAACAUCUCUUUUGGAUGAAGGCAACUAAUUUUAGUCAUUUUCACAAAAGAUUUAUAUAGUAGAUAGCACUCCUUCCAGCACGAUAAGAAAAUCUAGAAUGAAUACAUAGUAAGCUGAAUCCGCCUACCAAACAACUCAAAGAUAUUAGCACUAGGCAGGUUUGUAUUAGAAUGAUACUAACUAAAAUAGUUAGACAAAUUUUAGAAAUAAUGAAAACAACAUAAAUUCUAACAAUUUAAAAGAAUUCGCUAGUCCUUCUUCCAAUAAGCAAAAGAAUGGGCAUGCAUAGACAUCCUCUUAACUAAAUAGUUCAACCAAGCCACUUUCAGCUUCAAAUAGUUAGCACUUAAAAAAUAUAAAUCAAAUCUAAAACACUCCAAAGCAUACUUUAAAUACUCAUUCCCAAACCCUUUCCCACAGCAAGAAGAGUACAAAAAAGAAAAUAAUACUCACCAAGAAAUCUAUGAAUGAUGAGAAUAAGAGGAAAUAGGAAAAAGACAUUUCUGAUUAGAAUGAAUAUUAGCUUAAUGCAAUUAGAAAGAAAAGUACAGAAAACUCUCACUCUCCUAAUAAUAAAAAGGGAUUAACAAAGAAGAAAGUCAAAUAAGGAAAUUUUAACUCUCAUUCUUAAGAUUAAAACUCCACUCUUCAAAAGAGCUAAUAAGGAUAAGGUUAAUAUCUAAAUUCUUAGCUUUAAUCAUAGGAUUAUCACAAUAAUGAAUAGAAUAUCUAAUUAUAAAAUUCUUAAUCAGUUUAAAAGCUGAAUUAGCUUUAAAAUAGCUAAAAGGGAGGAGGAUAAUCCUCUAAGAAUACAUAAAGAAGUAGCCACUCUCCUAUUGAUUCACCUAAGCAUUAAAAAUCCAAAUAGCUAUCAUAAACAGUUGGAAAUGGAUCCUUGUCUAAUUUGAAGAAGAGAAACACAAACAGCCAACUUUCAAAACGUAGAGAUUCUGAGGCUUUUAAAGAAUAAAGCAGUGUCAAGGAAAACACUGAGCAUCAAGAAGAAAAGAAGAAGGAAAGAAUGGAAAAGAUUAAAUAAUUGGUAGACGAAAACAUUAAAAAAGCUUUGCAAGAAAAACAAAGAAAAUUAGAAGAAAAAAAAUGUGAAGAUGAACUCAAAAAAUAAAAAUAAUCACAAAUGCUUGCUAAGAAUUAAAACAUUAGAAUGACAAAUGCUUCCAGAUUCUCUAGAAAUAAAAUGAGUUCAAAUGACUUAAGCAGGAGACUUCCCUGGGGUAUUAAUUAAGAAAAGCUUCGUAAUUAUGCAAUUUAGGUUCUUAUUCAAUACAGAAAUCAAGAAUAAAGAAGUUAGUCUGAUAAUAUUAAAUACGAUGACUCAUAAAGGAGAAAGCAAAUAGGUCUAGAUAAUUUAACAGAAGAAGAGAUUCAAAGACUUGUUUAAAUGAAUUAAAAGAAAAUGAAAGAAAGUCAAUAGGAAGAGGACUUCUCACUUUAUCAAUAAUAUUUACAAUUGUAAAGAAAAGAAUAAAUAUGUCUGAAAUCAGUUGAAGUUCAAAACUACAUGUAAAUUAAAAAAUAAAAAAUUGAAAAAGAAGAGUAUCUUAAGAAGUAGCAAAAGUUAAUUGAAGAGUAGCAUAAAAGGGAUAAGAAGCUUAGUUUAGAAGAAAGUAUUAAAAGUAUCUUUAAGAGAAUGAAGAAGGCUAAAAGAUCUAGCCAAUCCAAGCACAAAAAUUAAUAAAAUCAACUUUAGCUUUAAUUGCAAUAAAAUUCUUUGAUGAAUUAGUAGCAUUAGGCAAGUCUUAACAGACAAUCUAGUUCUUAAAAUAUAUAGAUGAAUUCUAAGUUCCAAUCACCUUCAACAAAGACCUAAGAAUUUUAGUAAUAUUAACUGAAAACCGAGCUUAACACUCACAACAAUGAAUCAGAUUCCAAUCUCAAAUCGAGAUAAAUUAAAACUGAAGAAUAAUCUAUUUAUAAUCAUAACAAUAACUAACCUUUUAACAAAAAUUUAUACAUUCCACAAUAAUACAUCAACAAUCCUUUACAAUAAGCAUUGUUUGCUUAGCAAUAUUCUACUUAGAUGUCCUAAUAAAACCCAUACACUUAUCAAGAUUAGUCAACACCUGAGGAAGAUGACUACAGCGCUCUCUACGAAGAGUUUAAGCAGCUCAUUACCGGACAAGAUGAGCACUACUUCAAUUCUCCUCAAUAGUUUUCAUAAUCAUUAAACAAUCAAAAAAAUCCUUCUUUCUACAGAACAGGAGCAUCAUCAUAAAAAAAUCUCAAUACUUAGCCUUCAGCAACUGCUUCCAAAAUCUUGAAUAAGAAGAAGAAAACUCCUUCUAAAUCUGGAAAGAAGAAACAAAAGAAGACUUCAGAUAGCAGUGGAAAAAAGAAAAAGAAACAAAAAUUAAGCUAAUAAUAAGAAAGCGAUAUCCAUACUGUUAACGAAAUUAAUGGCUCUGAUUUAACUUAGACUUCUAAAGUGAUUCUUAAAUAAAAAUACGAUGACUUGGCUAAGAGAUACAACUAAAUAAAAUUAAAUACAAGCAAGAAUGACUCUACUACAAACAAUAAUUUAACAAAAACAAAUAAAUAAUUGCUGAUGAAUGGAGAAAUAGAGGAGAAAAUUGAAAGCGAAGAUUUUGAAUCAUCUAGAAAAGAAUAUGAAAAUAAUCACUUGCAUUAAGUUCAUUAGCCUCAUAUGCAAUUUUAAUUUGAUUAAUAGGUAAAUGGUGGAGCUAAUCUUCCUUAUGACUAAGCUAUUGGAAUGAUGAUUGAUCCAUUUGGCAACAAUUAAACUGAGUUAAAUUAAACUGAAAAUAGCAGAUUAACUUAAUAGAGAAAUGAUAAUAUAAUUGAUCAGUAUGUCGAUUCUCCUUAAAAGGGAUUUGCAGAAUCUAUAACUGGAAAGUAAAUUAAUUAAUAAGAGUAAUCUAGCGGUUCUGUUAUUAUUAAGGAUAGUGAUAUUAAGCCUGAUUAGAUGCUUGAAAACAACUUGCUUAAAUCAAAUGAAGCUUUUUAUAAACAACUUGAAAUGUAGCAUAAAUAAUUUGAUUAAGAUGAUAGCUAUCACUAAAAUUCUUAAUAAAAAAGAUUAUCUGAUGGAUUGCCUUAAGAAAACUCUUAGAGUUAGCAAUUUUAACAAUAACAAGUCUCCUCGUUGGUUUAGCAAUAAUAUUAAAGAAAUGAAACCACUAAAGAAUAUGACAGCUUGAAAGUUAAUGAAAAUGAGAAUUAGCAUGACAAUAUGUUUACUCUUAAUAAUUAACAGACUGAAUUAAGCUUUAACGUUCCAGAAGAUGAGUUAGAGUAGCAUAAUUAGAUGAUACAAAAAUAGAAAAGCAACUAGUAAUAAUAAAUGUAUGAAGAUGAACAGAAUCAAGACUUUGAGGAACCUGAGAUGAAUGAGUAAUAACUAGAAAUGCUUGCUACAGAAAUCUUCAACAAUGCUGCUACUUAUAUCUAAAAAAUAUGGAGAGGCUUUUUCACUCGUAAGAUUCUUACAUACUAUUUAGAGAUUCUAGAAAACGGAGAGGUCGACGAAAAUGGCAACUUCCGUGAUCCUAACUAAAUGAUGGAAGAAGAAUACCAAGACGAAGAGUAUGUUGAGGAAGUCAAUGAGGAAGAAUAUAAUAAAUACAUGAUGAUGAUGCAAUAACAACAAUAAUAAUAAGAGUUACAGAAUCAAAUAAAUAACUACCCAGAUCAGGUACAACAACAGCAACAACAUUCUCCUCAAUCAGGUAGAUCAAUCAAAGUGAAAGCUUAAAGUUUAGAAGCUUAAAAGUAGCCUCAAUCUAUUAGCAACUAGAUCGAAUAACCACCAGUCUAAGUUAAACAAAUUGCUCAACCUGAUAAUAUAAAAAACCUUAAUUAAAAUUAGCAAGCAGAAAAUUAAAAUAAGCAAUAUUAAGCUAAGGAAGACACUUUGAAUAAAUAAUGGUUUAUGAAACAAGAAAAGGAAGACCUUUUGUAACACGAUAACCUCGCAGAAGACGAAGAUGAAUAAUUUGAUUUCCAAGGAGAUCAAGAGAAUAACGAAAAGUUUGUACACAUUUCAACAAUAAAAAGUUCAGUCAUCAGCAACGAUGAAGCUUAAUUCUAAAAAAUAGACACUAUCUUAAAUUCUUAAACUCAACUCCAAAAUCAAGACCAAAGCGAAUCAGGUGGUAAAUAUUUGAACUAAAGCAAGUCUGAAAAGAAAGGAUAAAUUUAACCAAUUAACACGGAGGAAGAUUAUGAGAAUAUGGAUUAAGAAGAAUUCGAUUAAUUUUAAGCUUAAUAAUAAUUUGAAUAUUUAAUGAAUGUGAUGUCUGAGGAAGAUUUAGAAAACUGGAAUACUGUUCAGUAGAAAAUAAACGCUUUGACAUCAUCUAAUGCUCCUAACUAAAGAGACUUAAUUAUUUAGAUUCUUUAAGAACUCACUCCACUCAAUAGGGACAGAUUGCUACUCUGCAUAGACGACAAUGAAGAUGAUAGCCAAAAUUUCUCUAUUGAGCAAAUAGAAGCUGUAUUUAGAAACUUCCCUCAACCAUAAUACGACCCUAUGGAAUAAAAGGACCUAAAUUAUCAUGAUUAAUUUGAAGAAGAGAAUACUCACUAUUUAUAAUAACAACAAGAGGAAGAAGAUCAAUAAUAGCUAGAAUAGGAUGUAUAACAACAGCAAUAAAUAUAAUAACUAUAAUAAGUAUAAUAAUAAUAAUAAUAAUAAUAACAACAAGAAUAACAACUACAAUAAUCACCAUAAUAGUAAGCAAUAUAAAACCCUUAGCAAGAGUAAACAAAAAAAAACAUUAAAAAUAGCAAUUAGUUAUAAAUUGAUAUCUAAGUAAUUGAAGAAGAAGAAUAAAAGAAAUAAAAUCAGGUAAUUUCUGAAAACUAAAAAAAGACAACAGUCAAUAAUAAUAACGAAAGUAAUUCAUAUAAAAAUUAAGAGGAGAACAAAAACUAAUAAGUUGAUACUCCCAACGCAAACAACAAUUUGAAUAUCAACAUUACUGAUGACUACCAAACAAAAACUCCUUUAAAUUUGACCAAAAGUGUUGAAAGACCAUCAGCAGGAUCAAAGAAUAACUCAGGUAAAAGAGAAAAAUCUCACUCUUUUAAUUCUGAAGCUCAGUCAGAAAGAUCAUUUAAUUAAAUGAGAAGAUCUAAACAAUUCCACUCACCAAAAGAUUAAAGACUUGGGUUAAGAAAUACAUUGUCAGUAUAAAGUGAUGAGAAUAAAAGUUUAGAAGCAGUUUCUCCUAAAGAAGAAGAAUUAAAUAAGCUCUAUACAUAUGCUCUUUUGUUGCAAGAAUAAAUCUAGGAAAAAAAAGAUAAAAUUAAUUCUAAGAAUCUUAGCUCAAAGGGUAGUAGUCGUAAAGGAUCUUCUAGAAAUAUUAACAAGGAGCUAUAGUAAGAAAUGAAAAAUGAAUACUUCGAAUCUUCCUAAGGACACCCUCAUUCUAAUAAUAAUGAUAAAAUAAACAACAAUAGCACCAGUUCUAUUUUUGACAAAGAUUCUUUUAAAGAAUUUACUGAAAAAAAGCUAAAACAAAUCAUGAGCGAAGACAACAUAGAUGAAAUUCUAAAACUAAGAGAAUAAGCUUUGGAAAUGAGACACAAAUCAUAGAUGCAUGCAAUGAACUAAAUGCUUAGUGAGAACCACGUCUCUCCUAGAACUUAUGACAAUAAGAAGAUUGAACUUGAGACUUGGGUCAAGAAGGAGAAGGAAGAAAUUCAUUAAACUCGUAAAGCUCUGGAGAGAGGAUUGCUAAAGGCUAUGGAGAGCAUCAAAAAAACAUAGAGAGACAUCCAAUUAGCUUAAAGAUUCAAAAGCAAUCCAACAAAAUUCGACUCCAGAAGCAGCUUUGCUUCUGAGGAGGAACAUCUUUUCAGGAGGAAGUUUGAGUAAGAAGGUGCUUCAAAUAGAUCAGAUUCUGACACCUACAGUGAUAAUCUUUCUAGUUGCUAAGCUUUGAAGUGUUUCUUAAAGGAAGUUGCUACACCAACAAGCAAGAAUAAUAUUAAAAUCAUUGAUAAAUUUGAAGUUAAAGAAAAAGCUGAAGGAGAAAACGAAGAAUCUAAGUCAGCACAAGAUAAAAAAUCUAAAAAGAGCUAAAUCUCUAAAAAAUACAAUAAGAGAUAUGCAGAUGGUGAUAAUGAUGAUAACGAAGAGGAUGAUAACAAUAAUGAAGAUGAUGAGUACGUUAGCACUGAAGGAGCUGUUGAUAAAGAUAAAAAAUUGCAUUACAAAGAUGUUUCUCCAAGCUAAGCAAAAUAAACCGAGUCUCAAGGAGAAACUCCUCAUAAGAAAUCUCCUUCUUCUCAUAAAGAAGUUUUGCCUGGUUAAGGAGUUAAAUUGGUUCUUGAUUAUAAUGAUCUUGAAAGUUCCCAUAAUAACACAAAUGGCGAGUCUUAAAAUUUAAAAAUACCUACUCUCAGUAGCUCUAAUGAGUCAUUAGGACAUUAGUAAUAAAAUUUCGAUCGUUUAAUUAACGAAAAAAUUGUAUUCCCUAAAAGGGAUGGAAGCCAAAGUGCUAAAUGUUUGAAAACCUCUCCCAGAUUCGAAGAUGCUUCAUUCCCUUUCUCUCCUCUUUCUGAUACUUCAAAAGAGCACCACCAAUUUUAAUCAGCAGGAGCUGCAUUAAAAGAAGACUAAAUAUCUUCAGAAGAUCAAACUAAAGGCUCACCUUCUAAAAAAUCACCAAGAGAUGCAACUAGCUCAGUAAAAGAGUCCAACAGCGAAGGUGAUGAAAUGGAUGAGCUCAGAUUCAAUGAAGACAGUGAAAAGCAUACUGCCUUACAACAAUUUUAUUCCCCAACAGCAGAGUUCAUGGAACGCAAUGAAAUGUUAGCAGAAAUGCAAGAUAGAUGGAGAACAUUUAAUUAAAUAGAUUCUAGAAUACAGGAACAACUUUAAAAGUUAUUUGCUUAAGAUAAAAGUGAUAGCUUUGGUAUACCCACUAAUUUAAAAAUAAUAACUGAUUACAUUGAUAGACUUUUCAGUUAUGUUACAGAGAGAUAUAUGGAUGAUUUCCUAGACAACUUGAACACUCCAUUUGGUUUUGCUCCCUCUAAGCGUCUAAAGCUGAUUCAUGGUUAUGAUUCAUUUGUUGAUAGCUCUUGCUCUGACGAAGGAAAUAACAAUAAUAUGGAUGACUAUAACACACUUCCCUUCGUACUCAGUGAAGAGCUCUUCAUUGAAUUUGAACAAAAUAUUAUUGGAAAUGGAGAAACAGAGAAAGAACAGAUUAUUAAGGAAUUCGAGCACAUUCACAACAAAGCCAUUUUCGAUACAUUUAAUGAAGCUUUAAAUAUUUUCAGACCUUAUUAUACUUUGGGUGGACCUCCUUACUCAUGGACUAAGUCUGAGAAAAAUCUCAUCUUAGGAAAAGCCACAUCCAAAAACUUAAAUUUCAUCUUAGAAAAAUCAAAAGCAAGAGUUCUGGAAUGGGGCUCUUACUUAUGUGGUCUUGUUAACGAAGAUGAGGUGCAAAAAUACAUCCCAUUAGAAGACGAAAAAGGAAAUCCUCCACCUCUAAGUGUACUUCUAGAAAAUUUAACUCCCCAAAACGAAUACCUAGCUCAAGUAAGAGAAGAGAGACUAUCUAAAAUGCUAUUGACAGAGAUUUUUGAAAACGAAUACAAGUGGUAAUUAUAUGAAGACGAAAAAGCAGAAGUAGUCAUGGAACUUGCUGAUUUAGUUUUUGAGGAGCUAGUUGAAGAAAUUGUUAAUAAUAUGAUCUAAAAAUGA
Molecule: messenger RNA, 7995 nt
Organism: Tetrahymena thermophila SB210
Lineage: Eukaryota; Ciliophora; Oligohymenophorea; Hymenostomatida; Tetrahymenidae
Product: IQ calmodulin-binding motif protein
Exons: 19
Molecular function (GO): protein binding
Source: RefSeq, a predicted model, not a curated record